Cucurbita maxima (winter squash) is the source of this 1599-nucleotide messenger RNA. RefSeq names its product proline iminopeptidase-like. The transcript is spliced from 12 exons. Gene Ontology annotation, molecular function: peptidase activity. Gene Ontology annotation, biological process: proteolysis. The coding region runs from base 28 to 1530 and encodes 500 amino acids. Lineage: Eukaryota; Viridiplantae; Streptophyta; Magnoliopsida; Cucurbitales; Cucurbitaceae. The record is from RefSeq and is a predicted model, not a curated record.
CAUAGUUAAGCUAUUCCGCCAUUUUUGAUGAAGGCACUCCUCUUUCACUCUUUCCCCUCCUCCCCCGCCCGUUCAUUAAUUCCACUCACAAGACUUCUUUCCGCCGUCCAUUGCCGGAGCUCCGUUCGUUCAUUGGCAGUCAUGGCCGGCACCAUUCCUUCUAAUGAAGCAUCUCCGCCGGAGCACUCAGCUGGCACGUGGUACUCCGUGCCGGAGCUCCGGCUCCGAGACCAUUACUUCUCUGUGCCUCUCAAUUACUCUCUAGAUCACUCUUCUCCCAAGAUCUCCGUUUAUGCGCGGGAAGUUGUUUCAGUGGGGAAAGAAGAGCAACCAAUGCCAUACCUUGUAUACUUACAAGGUGGACCUGGAUUUGAGUGUCCGCGACCUACUGAAGCAAGUGGAUGGAUACAAAAAGCAUGUGAAGAAUUUCGUGUUAUAUUGAUGGACCAGCGGGGAACAGGAUUAUCGACUCCUUUGUCUCCAUCGUCCAUGUCGCAAUUCCAAAGUGCUGAGGACUUGGCCAACUACUUGAAACAUUUUCGAGCUGAUAACAUAGUGAAUGAUGCUGAAUUCAUUAGGACUCGUCUUGUUCCUGAUGCUGCACCUUGGACCAUUUUGGGUCAGAGCUAUGGUGGGUUUUGUGCAAUUACGUAUUUGAGUUUUGCACCAAAAGGAUUGAAACAAGUCCUCAUAACUGGAGGAAUCCCUCCAAUAGGGAAUGGAUGCACGGCAGAUUCUGUAUAUAGAGCAUGCUUUGAAAAGAUUAUUAUUCAAAAUGAAAAAUACUACAAGAGGUAUCCUCAGGAUGUCAAAAUCGUCCAUGAAGUUGUGAAAUACUUGGAGGAGAAUGGAGGCGGGGUUCCUCUUCCCUGUGGUGGUAUCCUGACUCCUAAAGGGCUGCAAACUCUUGGGCUUUCUGCUUUAGGAUCUAGUACAGGUUUCGAACGCAUGCACUAUUUGUUUGAGAGAGUAUGGGAUCCUAUAAUAGUUCCUGGAGCACCAAAACGAAUCAGUUAUUUCUUCCUCAAUGCUAUCAGUGGCUGGCUCUCACUUGAUUCAAAUCCUCUUUAUGGUCUCAUGCACGAGUCAAUAUAUUGCCAGGGCGCCUCGUCUCGCUGGUCUGCUCAAAGAAUAAGGAAUGAACUGGAGAACAAAUUCGAUGCAACUAAGGCUGUAAAAGAAGGAUGUCCUGUGUAUUUCACUGGAGAGAUGAUCUUCCCGUGGAUGUUUGACGAGAUUCAUGCCUUGAAACCGUUCAAAGACGCCGCUAAUAUAUUGGCCGAGAAGGAGGAUUGGCCUCCCCUAUAUGACAUUGCUGCUCUUAAAAAUAACAAGGUCCCGGUCGCAGCAGCAGUUUACUAUGAAGAUAUGUACGUAAACUUCAAGCUGGCCAUGGAGACAGCUUCCCAAAUAGCAGGAAUCAGGCUGUGGGUUACUAAUGAAUUUAUGCAUUCUGGUCUGCGUGAUGGAGGGCCUCAAGUUCUGGAUCACUUGAUGGGAUUCUUAAAUGGAAAGAAGCCUUUAUUCUGAUGUUUUUUCUCUAAACUUUGUUGCUUUUCCUCAUAAUUAUUGGAUGCAGUCUUUGCCAUGACCUUUUCA